ACUGUUUAGAAAUUUUAGAGAGAGAGGAAAAGUGUUCUCUUAAAAUAGGAAAAAAAUCGGGUUGGCUUCGCCCAGCUAGCUCGCUGGCCGGGUUCCUGAGGGGCGGAGCUGAGGCAAAGGUCACAAGAGGAGGGGAGAGCCCGGGGAGGGGCAGGAGCAGAGCAGAGCAAUUUUGAGAAGGAGGAGUUGGGAGAGAAGUUGGAGGUAGAAGUAGGAGGCAGGAGUUGCGGCGGCGGCGGCUGCAGCCAUGGGGCUCCGCGCUGCUCUGUUUGAUCUUGGCGGAGUACUAGUGCGUCCCUCCGCGAACGUCAUCUUCAGCCAGGCCGAGGAAGACUUGGCUCUGCCCAGGGGCUUUUUAAAUAAAGUUAUCACUCAAGGAGGCCUUGAGAGUCCCUAUCUUCACCUCAUGAAAGGAGAGAUCACAUUUUUGCAGUGGGUCCCUCUCAUGGAAGAAGAUUGUAGGAAACUUGCUGCAGCUUCCAAGUUCUGCCUCCCAGAGCAAUUCUCUAUACAGAAAAUCUUUGAAGAUAUGAUUUCAAAAGGAAAGAUCAAUUACCCUAUGCUGCGGGCUGCCAUCACUUUGAGAAAUAAGGGAUAUAAAACCUGCAUCCUUACCAACAACUGGGUAGAUGAUGGCCCCCAGAGAGAUGUUGUUGCUCAGUUGAUGUGUACCCUAAGCAAGCAUUUUGACCUAGUUAUAGAAUCAUGCCGAAUUGGAAUGGUCAAGCCAGACCCGGAGAUUUAUAAAUUUGCCCUGGAGGCUUUGAAGGUGGGCCCACAUGAGGCUGUUUUCUUAGAUGAUAUUGGGGCCAAUCUCAAGAAAGCUCGUGAACUAGGAAUGGUCACCAUUCUUGCCCAAGAUACUGACAUGGCCCUGAAGGAAUUGGAAAAAUCAACUGGCAUUCAGUUUCUCAACCACAGUGUGGAACGCCCUAUAGCAGUACAGCCAAACAAUGUUGCCCAUGGAUAUGUUGAAGUCAAGGGAGUAGCAGAGGCUGAACUGGAGCAGGACCUGACCCGGACAUUCAAAAGCAUUUUUAAAGGAAGUGAUGAGAAAAUGGAUUCCAUAUCUACAAAACAUAUUGAAAAUGGAAUUCUGAAAAAUGUCAAGGAUCCUUUUCUGAGUUGGAUGCUAACAGAGGAGGAUAUCAACUACUAUGUGCAGCAGUACAAGAAGUCUGGCUUCAGGGGUCCCUUAAACUGGUAUCGGAACUGGGACGCAAAUUGGCGGUGGAGCUGCACUGCGACCAAAAGGAGGAUCUUGAUUCCAGCCCUGCUGGUCAUAGCUGAAAAUGACAUGAUUUUAAGUCCACAGUUAAGUGAGAACAUGGAAAAGUGGGUCCCCUACCUGAAAAAGGAACGUAUUAAAAACUGUGGACACUGGACUCAAUUGGAAAGGCCAAGAGAAGUGAAUCAGAUACUCAUUAAGUGGCUGAAAGAUGUGACCAAGAAUCCUUCAGUGGUCUCUAUGCUAUAAUAUGAAGUGUGUGUGUGGGGGGAGGGGGGUCCUUCUACUCUCUCAUUACAUAUUAAAUCUAUCAAAUGAUCCACCUUCUUUAAUAUGGCAUUAGGAGAGGUUGGUGUGAUAUGCCAGAAAGGCAGUUGAGUCUCCUCCUCUUGCUAUAGCACACAUCAGAAAUUAGGAUUUCAGGUAUGGGAGGAAAAAAAAAAAGGGAUGGGAGCAAACUCAUGCAUUAUUAGUGUAUUGGACAUUCACAUUUAAUGAGCAAAGAAAGGUAGUUACUUAAAUCACUUCCAUUAACACUUUCUUCCUUAUGAUACUAAUUAAAAUUUAGGUGAUAAUUAUUAAAUAAUAAUAAUUUAAUUUUAUAAGUCAGAUUGGGAAAGAGUCAUCUUUCAUCCCCUGGCCCAGAAGUCAGAAAGUGCCAGAUUCUAGUUCUGGCUUAUUAACUGAAUGACCUUGGGCAAAUUAUUCAACCUUUAUGGAUCUCAUCCAUCCAGUGAGAGACUUGGACUCAAUGAUCUCUCUUGGUCUCUUCUAUCUCUAGAAUAAAUAUUUCAAGGCAGAAAAUUUUAAAUGGGGUGAAAUUUGUAAGAUUAGGAAACCACUAAAUAAGCAAGGUCUCCUGAGUAGUGUUGAGUUAUAAAAUCUGGGGGAGGUAAGGCUGGGGUUUCUACUUUGAUUAAGUGUUUAAUGAUGUUGCCAACUAAUUUGUUAUCAUGAUCAUUAAACAUUAUUAUCAUGUUAUCAUA
Messenger RNA from Gracilinanus agilis (Agile Gracile Mouse Opossum), 2214 nucleotides. RefSeq names its product epoxide hydrolase 2 (gene EPHX2). The record is from RefSeq and is a predicted model, not a curated record. The coding region runs from base 248 to 1477 and encodes 409 amino acids. The transcript has 13 exons. Lineage: Eukaryota; Metazoa; Chordata; Mammalia; Didelphimorphia; Didelphidae.